AUGCCACAAUCCCUCUCCUCGCUCCCUCCUGAAAUCCUUUGCGAGGUCUGUCAACAUCUUCCCCUAUCAGACCUAGCAAGUCUCAUUCGCUCAUCAACAUUCUUGGCUCGAAUCGUGACCCGGCCUUUAUACGAUAGCCUCCUCUUGCAUUCUCGCGCACCAAAAGCCAGCGUUAGCAUUGCAAAGCUACAGUCGCAACUCAUUCUCGAUUACUUUGAUGCCAGAUCAGACAAACUACUCGCUGUACGGGCUGCCAGGGGCCAGUCUAUCCUCCACUAUAUUGCAGCGGCUGGGAACGAAGCCCUACUGAAUAUUCUCCUGGCAAAGGGUGCUGAUGUCUCCCCGAGAGAUCAAAACGGCGAGACACCUCUGCAUACAGCCCUAGCGAAGGGGAAAGAGGCAAUAGCCGCGAAACUCAUUGAUGCUGGCGCGGAUGUCCUGAGUCUCGCCAGAGGCAGACCCAUCCUGUCUUACGUACAUGCAGAUACCUCACAAGCCGUCGUCGAAAAGUUGAUAUCGGCUAUUCAGGCUGCUGGAGGGGAUAUCUCUUAUUGUCCACCUGAUGGACACACGGCAUUGCAUCAUGCAAGUCGCCGGGGAUACGAGAGUUUAGUUGGUAUUCUUCUCGCCAACGGGGCAGAUGUAUUUGCUACCAAUACAUAUGGCCAUCCGCCCUUAAUUGUGGCUUUUCAACGCAUCGGGGUUAGCAAGAUGCUCCUCGACGCAAUGAAAUCGGAUCCCCGCGGCUACGACAUCAACGAGCCAAUUCCUUCUCUGAAAAAGAUCACCAGAGCCUGGGUUCCAGAGAAGGCAUCAUUAUUCUAUGAUAAUGGAGAUACAAUCCUGCACGCCGCAGUCAGGACAUGGAGGGCAGGCACAGUACAGCUACUCCUCGAUUUUGGAGCCAAUCCAUUAGCACAAAAUAACCCCGGCUAUAGAGAGCCUCAGACCCCGUUUGAUAUCGCCGUUCUGGGCCGGUGUCCGGAGCUAGUCACUCUGAUUGCGGGGAUGCGCGACGCACCGGCAUUCUGGACAUCGAACGGAUAUAUUCAGCAAGGAUUUGAGACCUGUAUCCGCGAGGCUUAUCUUGGCACAGUCCGCAUGCUUUGUGACCUUUAUAAAGAGGGAAAGGUUGACCUUGACCUCACUGCAGCUGCGGACAAAAUGUUAGAGACGUGCACGUAUUAUGGAAAUCAUGUGCCGGACCAGGAUGUGAAUGAUACCAUCACACAUGUUAUCUCUGCAGGGGCUAAUAUCAAUGCGCAAGAUGCGAAAGGACGAACUCUCCUACAUCUACUCUGCGAUUUUGGUGAUGGCGAAGACCGCGACGACGCUAAGAUCAGAUUGAUGAAAUAUCUCUUAGAUCACGAUGCUGAUUGGCGGAUCCGAGAUGAUCAAGGAAACACUGUUCUCCAUGCUGCUGCGAAAGAACAGGGGUCUGAAUCUGUUAUUCGGCAUAUACUCGGAACAAUCUCAGCAACGGAUAGGGCCGUAGUAGGCUCAGGCAAUGAAGACGGAAAUACGCUGCUUCAUUGUUAUGCGGGUUCGUUCGCUACCGCUGACACUGAAUGCACACCAACUAUCAAAUUUUUAGUUGACUCCGGCUGUGACUUGAAUGCGGUUAAUAGCAAGGGGCAAAGCUUUGCUCAUAUUGCCAUAACACGAUGGGUAUCGAUAGAUGCGAUCAAGGUCUUCUCCGAGCUCGGGGGAGAUCUGUCUUGCAAGGACCAUGAAGGCAGGCCACCUAUUCAUUACGCUGUGACAGUGCCCGACAUAGAGGAGCGAGAUCGAGAGAGGAUUAUCAGGUAUUUGGUUGAGGAGGAGGUCGAUCUUCAUCAGGGUUGUAGGGAAUGUGAUCCUCGAAUCCUAGGGUUCUAG
This is a messenger RNA of Penicillium cataractarum, 1878 nucleotides long. RefSeq lists its product as uncharacterized. Gene Ontology annotation, molecular function: protein binding. The record is from RefSeq and is a predicted model, not a curated record. The transcript has a single exon. Bases 1 to 1878 code for a protein of 625 amino acids. Lineage: Eukaryota; Fungi; Ascomycota; Eurotiomycetes; Eurotiales; Aspergillaceae.